Molecule: messenger RNA, 1770 nt
Organism: Aureobasidium pullulans EXF-150
Lineage: Eukaryota; Fungi; Ascomycota; Dothideomycetes; Dothideales; Saccotheciaceae
Product: actin-like ATPase domain-containing protein
Exons: 5
Coding region: 1-1770 (589 amino acids)
Molecular function (GO): ATP-dependent protein folding chaperone; ATP binding
Source: RefSeq, a predicted model, not a curated record
AUGGUAGGCGGUCAAUACUCCUACAAUAGAGGAUACGCUUCUGAAGCCAAUAACCAGCGGAGCAAAGCUCAACUCAUCGUCGGUAUCGAUUUUGGAACGACCUUCUCGGGUGUCGCCUUCGCCUUUGCGACAAACACAGAAGCUAAAGAAGACAUUAUCGUCGAAUGGCCCGGUGCCGGUACUGCGACCAAGCAAAAGAUUCCAACAGUGCUCUAUUACGACCAACACCAGCAAGUGGUAGGAUGGGGUGCUGACAUUGCUGACGCGCUUGCACCUACUGGCUACCCCAAGCCCGGUGUGCAAAAGGUCGAGUGGUUCAAGCUCCAGCUAAUGAUGAGCGGAAACACAUAUAUCGAUCCCAUCAACCUGCCCCCACUUCCCCCGGGCAAGAGCGAGAUCGAUGUCGCCGCCGACUACCUUUUCAAGCUCCGCCAGGCCAUGCGCAACUACCUUCAGAAGACGCUGGGUGAAGUUUUCACCCGUGAAGAGCGCAACAUUCGCUACUUCUUGACCGUCCCCGCUAUCUGGAACGACGCCGGUAAGGCAGCCACCCGUGCCGCCGCCAUUCAAGCUGGCUUCCUCCGCGACGAGAACGACAACCGCCUGACUCUUGUCACCGAGCCCGAAGCCGCAGCCAUGUUCUGCUCAAAGACUGGACUCCUCAACUUGAAGAUUCACGACGCUGUUCUCAUCGUAGACUGCGGUGGCGGUACCGUAGAUCUGAUCGCGUACGAAGUCGAAGAGGAGCACCCGUUCACCGUGGCCGAAUGUACUGCUGGUUCUGGUGACUCUUGCGGUUCGACAGCAUUGAACCGCAAUUUCUCAAACAUCUUGCGUGCGAAGAUUCGUAAGAUGAAGCUUCCCGAUGGUUCGAAAACUGCCGGCCGUGUCUACGCGAAGUGUAUCAUGGACUUUGAGAACAGGAUCAAGGCCGAUUUCCGCAACAACGGUCAAAAAUGGGCUGUUGAUGUCGGUAUUGAAGCCGAGUUCCCCGAGGCCGGUAUUGAGGAAGGCUACAUGACCUUCACGAACGAGGAGAUUUUGCAGUGCUUCGAGCCAGUCGUUAACCGCAUUCUCGAACUCGUUCGAAACCAGAUCAUCGCCAUUCAGGCUCAGAACCGUGCCCUGCAGAAUGUUCUCGUUGUCGGUGGUUUCGGUUCCUCGGAAUACCUCUUCCAGCAGAUCAAGCUCCACGUUCCUCCCCAGUUCCAAUCGAAGGUUGUGCGACCCAUGGACUCCGUUGCCGCUAUCGUCAAGGGUGCCGUCACUGCCGGUAUCACCGAGCGUGUUGUCACAUCUCGUGUCGCUCGUCGACACUACCUCAUGGCCACUCUGCAACCUUUCAAGGAGGGCCACCACCCAGAGCAAUACCGUGUGCCCAGCUUGGACGGAAAGGACAGAUGCAAAUACACUCGCCAGAUCUUCGUGCAAAAGGGUCAGCGUGUCAAGACAGGCGAGCCCGUCAAGGUCUCGUUCUUCCGUCAAGUCGCACCUGGCGCUACCCUCAUGUACGAGGACGUUUUGUACGCCUGCGACGAGGACGUUUGCCCAGAAUAUACCAAGGAUCCUCGCAUCAAGGAAGUUGUCACUCUCACCUCCGACCUGAGCCGCAAGAACCUGGAGAAAGAUUUCGAGCGCAUGGACACACCCCAAGGCACCUUCUACCGUGUUUACUUCGACAUCUACCUCACACUCGACGGCACAGAGUUCAAUGCCGAGCUCGUAUGUCAAGGCGAAGUCAUGGGGCGUUGCUCGGCCAGAUUCAGAUGA